AUGGAUCCGGCACUGAGAGGUGUACAGUACCCUAAUGGGGCUGAUAUGGUGGCUCGCUUCAUGCAGCACAAAGCUCCCGAGUAUCAUCCUGCAUGGCAGAAUUCCAUCGCUAAGGCCAAUCUUGCGCCGCCCGCCCCCAUCACACGUCGGAAUUUCUCGCAAACUGCCGCGCAGCUCACAGAGCGCUUCAAAGCCAAGAUAGAAGGCUUAUCCCAGCGCUCUUCCAACAAACAAGUCAAGAAAGUUCUCGAAAAACAUAGCAUAUACGGCAAAACGACGUGGCAGGACGUUCAGAAAGAGGCAGAAGAGGCACUGAACGCGUACCGUUUCCGGGGAGAGAGGAAUCUCUUUGUAAAGGCGGGAAGAAGCACGGGCAAAAAAGCCCCUGCAUUACAGUCAUGGCUGGAGCUCCUACCCAGCGAUCAGUACUGCUCUAUCGCCCGAGGUGCGCUCGCACUCUUCUUCGGGGCGGCGACUGCCAUUGCGAAGACUUUCAAGCAAGUCCAGGAGACGAUAGAAACGCUCACCGACACGGUUGACAAUGUGGCCCAAUGCCUGCGCCUGUAUAAUGACGAUGAUCUGAGCCGCAAAGCCGAAGAGCUAUACAUUGCAGUGCUGGAAGGAACGGAAGAGAUGUUGUCUUGGUUGGAUAGCAACGGAUUCAAGGAAGCCGUGAAAGCGACUUUUCAGCAAAACUGCUACAACAGCAGAGUUGAAGAAAAAAUCAGUGCCAUCCAGGCGCGAGCGGAGGAUUUCGCGCACAAGCUGACUGUGUUACUGCAUGAGAGAAUUGCACGGAUAGAAAUGCAGCAGUGUGAGAGUUGGCAGUCCGUCCGAGCACUGGAAUCGCUCCUGAGGGCAAAGCUUCAGACGGCCAGCUACUUCAAUGCAACGUCGGUGGUCAACGUCACACAGUACAUCGAAGCGCCACCCAUGAUACAGCAGUCCCAAACAAUCUCUGGAGAUGAGGUUCUCGAUCUCUUCGGUGUGGACCUGGCCACGACCCCGCAAGACCUGGCCUGGGCUGCCAACUCUGGAUACGAGCCGGCCGUGGGCGAUCAACACCGGGCCAUGCAUCUACUGCAGCAUCCUCGAUUCGAGCACUGGCUUGUUUCCGAGGACUCGGAUCUUCUUGUCGUCGACGACAUGGAGCGCGAAAGAACACGGAAUCCAGACCGCCCUUCACCAGUGACCUACUUGGCAGCAAAACUGGUGCGGACGGUAGCAUCGCUUGGACUGGGCCUCCCAUUAGUAUUCUUCUGUGGUCUCCAUAGCACUGAAGGUGAUCCGUUGGAGGGUGGGGCGGGGAUGAUGAAAAACAUCAACAGCCAGUUCUUGGAGCAGUUCCGCGGAUACGACGCGUCCUUCGUGGAGCCCGAGCUUCUUGAACAGAUACAUGAAUCAAGUCCGCAGGUCCAGUGGAAGCUGUUUCAGACGCUGAUGGAGAACAUCCGACCAUUGGUGGUGUUUUGUGUAAUCGACAGCCUGUCUGAGUUCGACAACGGGAGACACGGGGCUGAUAUCCCAGGACUCAUGGGAGCAUUCCAGGACAUGGUAGAGUCCUUGAAUGGUGCAGGCCCAGGAGGCCGGUCUGGCCGACCGAUUCUCAAGGUCCUAGUCACCAUGCCGGAAAUGAGCGCAAGUUCAGCCAUGUGGUUCGCAGACGAGCCCCUCUCUGUGCCGGAGUCUACGCCUGACAUGAUUGAGGGUAUCGGCGAUGACUACCUCACGGGCUCGGUCCAGGAUAUCUACGGCGAGCAUGGGGCAGACAGAUACGGAGGCUGGCUGAACGGAGUGCAGGGAGCUGGAGGCCGGUGA
Molecule: messenger RNA, 1818 nt
Organism: Diplodia corticola
Lineage: Eukaryota; Fungi; Ascomycota; Dothideomycetes; Botryosphaeriales; Botryosphaeriaceae
Exons: 6
Coding region: 1-1818 (605 amino acids)
Source: RefSeq, a predicted model, not a curated record